Molecule: messenger RNA, 3739 nt
Organism: Marmota flaviventris (yellow-bellied marmot)
Lineage: Eukaryota; Metazoa; Chordata; Mammalia; Rodentia; Sciuridae
Gene: Unk
Product: unk zinc finger
Biological process (GO): cell morphogenesis involved in neuron differentiation
Molecular function (GO): mRNA CDS binding; metal ion binding
Source: RefSeq, a predicted model, not a curated record
AGAGGCAGGAAGACAGGACCAUGUCGAAGGGCCCCGGGCCCGGCGGCUCCGCAGCUUCCUCGGCGCCCCCGGCCGCUACCGCUCCGGUGCUGCAGGCACAGCCCGAGAAACCGCAGCACUACACGUACCUGAAGGAGUUCCGUACGGAGCAGUGCCCACUCUUUGUGCAACACAAAUGUACGCAGCAUCGGCCCUACACCUGUUUCCACUGGCACUUCGUGAACCAGCGGCGCCGCCGGUCCAUUCGCCGUCGUGACGGCACCUUCAACUAUAGUCCUGACGUCUACUGCACCAAGUACGACGAGGCAACAGGCCUCUGUCCAGAGGGCGACGAGUGCCCAUUCCUGCACAGGACCACAGGAGACACUGAGCGCAGGUACCACCUUCGUUACUAUAAAACUGGAAUCUGCAUUCACGAGACCGACUCAAAAGGCAACUGCACCAAGAACGGCCUGCACUGUGCUUUUGCCCAUGGGCCCCAUGACCUCCGCUCCCCUGUCUAUGACAUCAGGGAGCUCCAGGCCAUGGAAGCCUUGCAGAAUGGCCAGACCACAGUAGAGAGCAGCAUAGAAGGCCAGUCUUCUGGGGCUGCAAGCCAUGCAAUGAUAGAAAAAAUCCUCAGUGAGGAGCCUCGCUGGCAAGAGACCGCUUAUGUGCUGGGGAACUAUAAGACGGAGCCGUGCAAGAAGCCCCCGCGGCUGUGCCGCCAGGGCUAUGCCUGUCCCUACUACCACAACAGCAAGGACCGGCGGCGGAGCCCCCGGAAGCACAAAUACAGGUCGUCUCCUUGUCCAAAUGUCAAACAUGGGGACGAGUGGGGAGAUCCCGGCAAGUGUGAGAACGGAGAUGCCUGCCAGUAUUGCCAUACCCGCACAGAGCAGCAGUUCCACCCGGAGAUCUACAAAUCCACCAAGUGCAAUGACAUGCAGCAGUCAGGGAGCUGUCCCCGAGGACCUUUCUGCGCCUUUGCUCAUGUAGAACAGCCACCCCUAAGUGACGACCUGCAGCCUUCCUCAGCUGUGUCCAGCCCCACCCAGCCAGGUCCCAUCUUGUACAUGCCAUCUGCUGCUGGAGACUCGGUGCCUGUGAGCCCCUCCAGCCCGCAUGCCCCCGACCUCAGCGCUCUCCUCUGCAGGAGCAGCAGCCUGGGCAGCCCAUCCAACCUGUGUGGCUCCCCACCGGGCCCUGGUAGGAAGCCACCAAACCUGGAGGGUCUCGUCUUUCCUGGGGAGGCUGGCCUAGCCCCUGGCAGCUACAAGAAAGCUCCUGGCUUUGAGAGGGAAGACCAGGUGGGAGCCGAGUACCUGAAAACUUUCAAAUGCCAGACCAAACUGAAACCCCAUUCACUAGAGCCCAGGAGUCAAGAGCAGCCUCUGCUUCAGCCCAAACAGGACGUGCUGGGCAUCCUCCCUGUGGGCAGCCCUCUGACCUCAAGCAUCUCUUCCAGUAUCACCUCCAGCCUGGCAGCCACACCCCCCAGCCCUGCAGGCACCAGCAGCGCCCCUGGCAUGAAUGCAAACGCUCUGCCCUUCUAUCCCACCAGUGACACGGUAGAAUCGGUCAUAGAAUCUGCCUUGGAUGAUCUGGACCUGAACGAGUUUGGGGUGGCUGCCCUGGAGAAGACUUUCGAUAAUAGCACAGUGCCCCACCCCAGCAGCAUCACAAUCGGUGGCAGUUUGCUGCAGAGUUCUGCACCUGUGAAUAUCCCUGGCUCCCUGGGCAGCUCUACCUCCUUCCACUCUGCGUCCCCCUCUCCUCCUGUCAGCCUCUCUUCACAUUUUCUACAGCAGCCCCAGGGUCACCUGAGCCAGUCAGAAAACACAUUUUUGGGGACCUCAGCAUCACAUGGAUCUUUAGGUCUGAAUGGAAUGAACAGCAGCAUCUGGGAGCACUUUGCCUCUGGAAGCUUCUCCCCAGGGACUUCCCCUGCCUUCCUAUCAGGGCCAGGGGCUGCUGAGCUGGCCCGGCUUCGGCAAGAGCUAGAUGAAGCCAACGGGACCAUCAAGCAGUGGGAAGAGUCCUGGAAGCAGGCCAAGCAGGCUUGUGAUGCCUGGAAGAAGGAGGCAGAGGAGGCCGGCGAGCGGGCCAGUGCGGCAGGUGCUGAAUGCGAGCUGGCUCGGGAACAGCGGGAUGCGCUGGAGGUGCAGGUGAAGAAGCUCCAGGAAGAGCUAGAGCGGCUGCAUGCAGGGCCUGACCCCCAGGCCCUGCCCACCUUCCCUGACCUGGAGGCACUCUCGCUCUCUACUCUCUACUCCCUCCAGAAGCAGCUGCGGGCCCAUCUGGAACAAGUGGACAAGGCUGUGUUCCACAUGCAGUCGGUGAAAUGCCUUAAGUGUCAGGAGCAGACUCGGGCGGUGCUACCGUGCCAACACGCCGUGCUGUGCGAGCUGUGUGCCGAGGGCAGUGAAUGCCCUGUCUGCCAACCCGGCAGGGCCCAUACCCUCCAGUCGUGACCUUGCAGGCCUGGCCUGGCCUGGCCGGACCCAGAUCUCUCACCUAGAACUCUUUAAAGUAUAUAUAUAUAUAUGUAUGUAUGUAUGUAUGUAUGUAUGUAUAUGUAUAUGAUUAUGUACAUGUAUACAUUUGUGUGUGUGCCAGUAUGCGUGGUGGCCAGCGUAUGCAGUGUCUGUGUGUAUAUCUGUACAUAGAUAUAGACACACACUUUAAAACAGACUUACCAAGCACUUUUUAAAAGAAAAGACUAUUUUGCAGUCCUCCCCUGCCCGCUCCCCACCCUUUCUGCUCAGAGACAAAGUCCCUUCUUCUCCCACUGGCCUUUUGGCAGAGAGAAUCUGUUUCUGUAUUUUUUAUGUAGGAACUAACUAUUUUUAACUUCUUCUUGGGGCCUAAGUGGGGAAGGGUGGGAAGCUGGAAGGGGAAAAGGGGAAGGGAGAAGCCUUCAGGGCAGGCCCUGCUCACCCUGUCUCUCCAGGCCCCCCUGGGUGGGUGGACCUGGUUCCCAGAUGUGAGGGCCUCAGGGAGGCCUGAGGGUGUGCUGGUGGUUGACGCCAGUCAAGCUCCUAGGUUUACCAAAUGUGUAUUUAGUCCUGGGGACCAUGGCGAGGGCUGGCAGGCCAAAGCUACAGGGCCAGCCCCCUCCCAAGUUGGGCCCUUGAAGCCCCUUGAGGGGCAAGGCCCAGUUAUGUCCCCCUCAGUUCUUCCCUCUUGGGCUCCCCGGAACAGCCUUCCUGGCCCCAGGGCCACCUGCCAGGCUGGCACUGCCCUCAGCUGUCCCUGCCCUGGCCCCUCUCUGGCGUGGCCUCUGUGCAGUUCGCCCCCUCCCUCUGGCAGCUAGCAGGGCAAUUGUUGGGGAGGAGUGCGGCCUGAGGACCAAGGGGGCGCAGGCCCUGCCCUCCUGGCAAGAGGGGCUCCAUAUGCAUUCCUUGGUGCUCUCCGAGUGCAGCUGACGUCCUGCCCAUUCUAGGCAGACGCCCGUGUGCAUGUGUGUGUGUGCUGUCCAGUGUAUAUUGUGUCUUAGCUUCGAUUUUAAAAGUCGUUCUGUACAGAAAGAGAUGCAGCGGGGGUGGGAGGGCAGAGUGGGCAGAGGGAAGUGACCUUGCUCCCAGCUCUGGGUGUUGGGUGGGCUCAAGAGGGUUGCAAAGGGUCUGCCCUGGCCCAGGCCCCCCUUGGGCUCAGCACGAAAGGGCUUUCAAUGAAUUAAGUGAAAACUUUUCUCCUUUUUUACAAAAAUGCAAAAAUCAACAAAGCAGAUCUAUUGGAAAUAAAAUAUGAACUUGCA